UUUCAGUGGCUGGACAGACAGCAACCCAAGUCUGUACUCUUUGGGAUUUGGAAGCGAGUAUAAGAUGCCAAUUGAACAAGUCCAUGAAUUGCCCUAUGGAAUUGAGCUCUCUGAGUUGCCAUUUAUAUGGAUUCUCAGGAAGCCAGAAGGAAUAGACAGCUCACACUUACAUCCUUCUGGCUUUUUAGCACGGACAUCUAAUCAAGGUGUUGUUUGUCUUGGUUGGUCACCUCAGCUGGAGAUACUAGCUCAUCCUGCUAUUGUAGGUUGCCUCUUCCAUUCUGGAUGGGGUGCUAUUAUUGAGUCACUUGGGUUGGGCAACCACAAAUUCUGAUGUCCAUGACAGCUGAGCAAGGUCUGAAUGCUAAGCUAUUAGUUGAGAAAGGAAUAGGGUUUGAGGUGCCAAGAAAUGAAGAUGGAUCAUUCAAUCGAGAAGAGGUAGCAAAAUCAGUGAGGCUGGUGAUGAUCAAUCCAGAAGGGCAGCAACUACGAAUGCAGGCAGCUCAGAUUCAAACAAUUUUUUCUAACCACAAUCUACACAAUAACUACAUAAACAAGUUUAUUGAGUUUUUGCAGAAACUCAAGAAAAAGGAUUGUCAACU
Messenger RNA from Rubroshorea leprosula, 602 nucleotides. Lineage: Eukaryota; Viridiplantae; Streptophyta; Magnoliopsida; Malvales; Dipterocarpaceae. The record is from the annotation of a GenBank genome assembly.